AUGUCAUAUUUAAGCAUCCAGCAGGUUGCUAGAUUGGUGGAAUCGCUCUACACGAUCCGCGAUCCGGAACAAGUCAGCGUCGUCCAGAAGGAGCUCCAGGCCCUCCAGCGGUCCGAGUACGGCUGGACAAUUGCACACGAGUUGCUCCAACAGGAGUCGGCUAACUGCAAGUUUUUUGGAGCGCUCACCUACACAGUCAACUUGAACCGCGCGGACUUUGCGGACGCAUCGGUACAGACCGCACUCCUCCAGAUCAUGGAUCACCUCGUGGCGCUGCUCACGCGCGCGGACCUCGCGAUCGUGGUGCGCAAGUUGCUUUCUAAUAUUUCGCUCAUUUACGUCAAAUCCUUUCGCGACUGGCCGAACCCCGUCGCGACUGUCUGGUACGUGAUCCACUUGCAGCGGCCAGUGGUGCGCGAGGACUUGACACACGCGGUUGCGCCGGAAGCGCUCCGGGAGACGCUCAGCACGGCGUCCGCGGCACAGAUUGCAACGUUGGUGCUCUUCUGCCGCAUCCUUGUAGAGGAUGUGAUCAAAAACGAGCGCACAUCCACGGACUAUUCAUCUGAAAUCCACUUAGCGAUCCACGCGAAUGUGUUCCCCGCGGCGGAGCCGUUCUUACGCGCGAUGCUCGCGGCUCUCCACUCUACCGGGGUGGUGCUCGCGACUGAUUCUCUCGAGUGCCUCCACGCGUGGAUCCAAUAUAUCUGUGUCGCGGAAACCGAGUCGAUAGCGCGGUUUGACAUUUACGGGCUUCUUCUGGACCUCCUUACCGCCACCGUCUCCCAGUCUGACCAUGACGUCUCUGCCAAGUGCCUAGACGUGUGGACUGAGGUGCUUGAGACGACACCGAUGGUGGUGAACCGGAAAACAGAUAUCAAAGAUCGCUUGCAGGAGGUGCUAUUUGGGCCCUGGGGCACAUCCUACCUCAAUUAUUACGCCCAAGAAGACGACCGUGACCUGCUUGCGCAGUUCUCCCGCCUAGCCAUUGCCUUCCUCGAGCUCAACGUAGUGAGGGUUUCGUCUGAGUUGUGCAAUGCCGAGCACGAUUCUCGCUUUGAAUUCUUGCUCCAUUUGACAAACUACCCCGGGAUGCCGGUGGUGGACGAGGAUAUUUCCCUCCAGUUCAUCGAAUUCUGGUCACAGCUAGCGGAGUGUUUUAUUGACGACGCUGAAUUAGUCCACCAUGCACUCGGAGGUGAUGCGGAAAAGAUCGCCCGCGUCAACAUCAAAUCUGUGGACUUGUUCAGCCGGGUGUCCGUUAUCUACUGGGGAAAAAUUCACCUAACUGGUGACACCAAGACUGACGAGUUUUAUUCCUAUCGGAGAGAUGUAGCGGAUCUUUUUGACACCAUCUACCCCAUUGUGAAGUUUCCCUUGUUCCAGAAUCUUGUCGAUAGUGUCGAGCAAAAGACCAAGCCCAGUGAUGUGGAGGCAUCCUUGUACCUCCUUAACCACAUGGCGGCUAAUUUCGGCGAUGCCAGUGAGGAGGCUCUCAGGGCUGUUGAAUCGAUCUUUAGCGGAGGUAUUUUAUCCUAUGUAACUGCCCAGAAUGAACCAUCCCUCACGGCUAUCACCAUCCGAUUCCUCUCCUCCAUCGACUUUUUCUACAAACACGUUCUGGGGGUGUCGCACCUUCCCAGCAUCUUGGAGUUCCUCUUUGAUAGUCUCCUCCACUCACAAUCGCAGCUUCUCACCUCCAAAACCAUCGUCACCAUCAGCAGUGAGUGCCGGGUAUCUUUGGUGGAAUACCUUCCCCACUUUGAGCGCCUUUUGGUGAUGGUCAUUGAUAAUGUUACGGUCGAGGGCUUGAUUCGCGAGCGCAUUUUGAACUCCUAUGCGUCCAUUAUCCAGAGCAUGAAGAACCCCCAGACGCAGGGCCAGGUGCUAGACAAGCUCCUCUCAUUGAUUUCCAACAAAGCUGGGGUGUUGAUCUCUCACUUUGAUCCCCUGAUGGCCGAUUAUGCCGUGUCCUUACUCAGCAGCGUAUACGAGGUCGGGAAGGGAAUGCUGGUUCCGGAUGAGGCCGAAGACUUUUACACCCCUCAGGAGCAAGCAUCCGUGGUGGAGUACUGGACAGCGGAUCCGCUAGGAAUCCGUGCCAAAGUCAUGGCCAUUGUGGUCCAAUUCUCGCAGGAUCCCCAUCUUUCCCGUAGCAAAGAGGUGACGGAAAAGUGUUGCCAGAUAUUGAGGGUCGGGCUCCGCGAGACCAUAACCGGCCCAUUUGUCUUCCCUAAUGCUGCCUUAUUCGACUAUAUCGUCGGAAAGUUUGCCAUCACCGGCCCAACCUCUGUGCCGUACCUUUUUGGACUCUUCGAGACGAUUGUGAACAUCAACUUCCGCCAGUUAUCAGUCAUCGAUGUGGCACCACUAGUAGACUGUUUGUUUGUGGACCAGCAGCUCUCGGACCCAGAUCUCGUAGAUAGCUGUUUGCUGUUGUUUGCAACCAUGGCGGAACAACAGCCGAUGCUUGUGGUGGGUCUUCCAGUCUUCCAUGCCCAGGUGGUGCCCUUUGUAAUUGAUUCGCUCGCCUCCCACGAGAAGUUUGUCUUGCGUGCCUCCUCUCGUUUCUGGUGCAAGCUCAUUGUGUUAAGAAAGGGAACCAGAGACGAUAGAAGCGUCGUGGAUGGACUCUUUGCCAACGAGGCGUUCUGCCAAGCGUUCGUGACCACUUUUAUGACGGCGUUUUUGGGUGCCUCGCGGUCGAAUUUGGACUAUUACACCGAGAUCGUACGGGUAUUAUUGGCCAAAUACCCGAUGCCGUUGAAGAAGUGGCUCCUGAGCUGUCUCGAGGCAAAGAAAGUUGCUGGAGCGGAAAAGUUCAUCGGCAAGUUGAUGGUGACUAGGGGGCAGCGCCGGGCCGUUGAGGUCAUGAAGGACUUCUGGUUGGACAUCAACGGGUUGAUCAAUUACAGCAAAAAGUAG
This is a messenger RNA of Babjeviella inositovora NRRL Y-12698, 2925 nucleotides long. It is a transcript of the gene PDR6, whose product is annotated as Pdr6p. The record is from RefSeq and is a predicted model, not a curated record. Gene Ontology annotation, cellular component: cytoplasm; nuclear membrane. The transcript is spliced from 2 exons. Gene Ontology annotation, biological process: protein import into nucleus. NCBI's taxonomy places the organism in Eukaryota, Fungi, Ascomycota, Pichiomycetes, Serinales. The coding region runs from base 1 to 2925 and encodes 974 amino acids.